Molecule: messenger RNA, 654 nt
Organism: Pecten maximus
Lineage: Eukaryota; Metazoa; Mollusca; Bivalvia; Pectinida; Pectinidae
Exons: 1
Coding region: 1-654 (217 amino acids)
Source: RefSeq, a predicted model, not a curated record
AUGAAAAACGCAAAGGAUGAAAAACGUACAUUACAGCAAAAAAUGAGUGUAUUUCUAUGCAAGUACAGAUCAACACCACAUGCUAUGACGAAUGAGACACCCGCUAAGUUGCUCUUAGGCCGAAAUAUAAGGACACGGCUCGACAUUAUGAAACUCGAUUUGUCAGCUAGGGUAUCAUACGGACAAGACCGCAUGAAAUUGUCGCGUCACACAGGAGAAACUGUCCGACAGUUUUCUAAAGGCCAAAGUGUGAUGGUACGCGAUUAUCGUUCGUCAGACAGGAAGUGGAUUCCUGCAUCUAUCCACACCAAAACAGGACCUCUGUCCUACACUAUUGACACUGGAACAGGAACUCUAUGGAGACGUCAUACAGACCAGCUUCGUGCUUGUACUGUAAAACCAUCAGAGACGGAUGUCACUACAAUAAACUUACCGGAACCGGAAGUCGGUCCUAUUACACCGGAAGUAUCAUCGACUCAUCAGUCAUCUGAUAAAGCAACUAUUUCUGACGGGAAGGAGGAAGUGGUACCUGUGAUGCCUACACAUAAGCAAAAACAGACAAUCAUUUCCAAAUCAUCCCCAUGUGUAAGUGUUGCUCCACGACGCUAUCCAAAGAGAGAACAUUCACGAGCUCCAGUGAAAUUGAACCUUUAA